AUGAGUAAAAGUAUUUAUAACUAUAUAUAUUUAUUUUCUAAUUGUGAGAAUACUAAAAAAUCUAUUAAUUCUGCUGAAGAAGAAUUGUUCAAUUUAGACUGUUUACAAGCCACUGAUAUAUCAGAAGAUAUAAGUUCCGAAUUUAGUGCAAUAUGUAAAAAUGUUAUGUCAUAUUUUAAUAAGAUGGAUGCUAAAAAAAAUGAUGAUGAAAAAAUUCAUGAUGGUACCUGUGUAUACUUGCAUUAUUGGUUAUAUUAUGAUUAUCUUAAGGAAAAAUCUAAUCCUAAUAA
Molecule: messenger RNA, 290 nt
Organism: Plasmodium gonderi
Lineage: Eukaryota; Apicomplexa; Aconoidasida; Haemosporida; Plasmodiidae
Product: variable surface protein
Exons: 2
Source: RefSeq, a predicted model, not a curated record